Messenger RNA from Olea europaea var. sylvestris, 1188 nucleotides. RefSeq names its product vesicle-associated protein 4-2-like. The transcript is spliced from 7 exons. Gene Ontology annotation, biological process: endoplasmic reticulum membrane organization. The record is from RefSeq and is a predicted model, not a curated record. Gene Ontology annotation, cellular component: plasma membrane; endoplasmic reticulum membrane. Bases 172 to 981 code for a protein of 269 amino acids. NCBI's taxonomy places the organism in Eukaryota, Viridiplantae, Streptophyta, Magnoliopsida, Lamiales, Oleaceae.
AUUCCAAGUAAAAAAUUCUCCUAUUAAAACAUUUCAACAAACGUCUCUCCCCAGCCACCGCACGACGCACACCAGUCCACACCAAAGGGCACUUUUCAACAAAAGCACAAAACCAAAAUCAAACCCCUAUCAGCACGACGCCGUUUAUACUUCCCGGCGACGAAAAUUCACAUGGAAUUCUCCGACGAGAGGUCAUCCGAUGGCAAAGUUUGGGGCCUAUUCAAGCUUCCAUUUCGGAACCAGCACUCGAAUAGGACAUCGUCUUCUUCUGGUUUUUCCCAUUAUAAUCAGCAGCAACAGAGUUACAAUAAUCAUGAUAAUAUUGAUGAUAAUUCUCAGACGGAAGGACCAAGGGCUCAUGGUUCCAGCCCGGUUUCUUCUGUUGCCAGAUCUCUGCUCCCGACUCGACGUCGUCUUAAGCUCGAUCCCGCUAGCAAGCUCUAUUUUCCUUAUGAACCUGGUAAGCAAGUCCGAAGUGCUAUUAAGAUUAAAAAUACAAGCAAAUCUCAUGUAGCUUUCAAGUUCCAAACAACAGCACCAAAAUCCUGUUUUAUGCGACCUCCUGGGGCAGUUCUUAGUCCUGGCGAGAGUAUUAUAGCAACUGUAUUCAAGUUUGUAGAGCCUCCAGAGAACAAUGAAAAGCCAACGGAUCAGAAGAGCAAGGUGAAGUUUAAAAUCAUGAGCCUAAAGGUGAAUGGACCUAUGGACUACAUAGCAGAACUGUUUGAUGAGCAGAAGGAGCAAGUGGCUGUGGAGCAGAUACUUCGGGUAGUAUUUCUAGAUGUGGAACACCCUAGCCCUGCUAUAGAAAAACUCAAGCGGCAGUUGGCUGAGGCUGAAGCUGAACUGGAGGCUCGCAAGAAGCCUGCAGAGGACACAGGUCCAACGUUUAUUGGUGAAGGACUUGUCAUUGAUGAAUGGAAAGAAAGAAGAGAAAGAUAUCUAGCCCGUCAACAAGUAGAAGGGGCAGACUCUAUAUGACCGGAGGUUUGUUGUUCUCCAUGGUCUUUUACUUCAGUCUUCAGCUGGAAAUUUCUGCCAUGCGCUUUAGAUGGGUGUAUUUAUAUAUCAAAAAACAUUCUGUUACAAGUGUUGGUAGGAGAUACUCGACUGUCAAUGGGUGUAGAUAUUAUGAUUUUGCUUCUUUAAGUGUGAAAAGAUAUAUCUGUUUCAGGUUUCUUUGAAUUA